Molecule: messenger RNA, 2151 nt
Organism: Dimorphilus gyrociliatus
Lineage: Eukaryota; Metazoa; Annelida; Polychaeta; Dinophilidae
Source: the annotation of a GenBank genome assembly
GCAGUGGCUUUUUUCACCGUGGUUUUUAAAUUCGUACACGAACAAUUUGAGAAAUUUUGACUAUUAUCACUCAAGAGAUCAAUCGUUAACAUGCAAUUGUCCGGUAGUUAUUUUUUAAAGAUGCCUCUAAUCCAUAUAUUAAUUUCAAGAGGAUGAUUACAAUUAUAAUCUUCGUAAAUGUUGUUUUUAUUUUGAAACAACAGGAUUAUGUGUUCUAGAGUUUAUAAGAUGAAAUCGAAGAGUGUUACACCAACUAAUACAGAUUAAAUAAAUUUUUUAUUUAGGUCAAAGGCAAAGGAAACAAGUACCUAAUCAUGGCUCGUUUCAAGACCCAAAUAUAAUGGAUACAAGCGCUCCUCCCCAAAUGUCAAACUAUGGCAAUAUGUGUAACCCAUAUCCGACACCUCCACCACAACAACAACCGCAACAUUACCAACAGCCAAGUGGAAAUUCAUUUUAUAAUCAAGGUAAUAAUGAAAAGAGAAAGGGGAACUAACUAGCUAGGAGUAUUUAACUUUAUAUAGAACCGUAAACAAAAUUAUUUUUAUACUAUUUCAGAAGAGACUUAUAAUAUGAAUGUUCAAGAAGGUAUAUAGAUUAAGAGCAUAUAUUUAUUUGUCGAUCAAUUAAUAAUCAACCUUAUACAAUACUUUGAUUUGAAAUGUUUUAUUUACUGACUUUUUAACAAACUUUUGCUAAGUGAAGGCGUGGUUGGCGGUUGGGCUAUUUUCAACAAAGCCUCUAUCAAACAAACAAAAUAUAAACUAGAAAAUAAAUAGUCUUUUAUCUCCCUUUCAAGAUAUGUCAAUGAUCUAUCCAUCACAACAACAACAGUCGCAACAACAAGUAUUUCCAGGACAGCAAUUCGUAUCAGAUCCAGUAGUUGCUAAUGUUGCUAUGCAAUACGGUUCGCAGUUGGCUGAUCAAGGCAAACAAUAUGUUCAUGGUCAAUUAGAAAAGUACUUUGUUCUUGGAAAACUGCAAUAUUAUUUUGCUGUUGACACUGCAUACGUUCUUAAAAAGCUUGGAUUGUUGAUAUUCCCUUUUGCACAUAAAGACUGGCUUCGUAAGACAAGUCAAAACGAAAAGGGAGAGGAAACUAAAGCACCGCCUCGUUUAGACGUCAAUGCUCCUGAUUUAUAUAUUCCAACGAUGGCAUUCGUUACGUAUAUACUUUUAGCCGGAUUUGCAUUAGGAACAAAAAACAAAUUCACGCCAGAGGAUUUAGGAGUUACAGCUAGUACUGCAGUUGUGUGGUUAUCUAUUGAGAUACUCUUAUUACUAUUUAUAACUUAUUUAUUACACGUCUCUACAAGGCUUAGUUAUCUUGAUUUGUUUUCUUAUUGUGGAUAUAAAUAUUUCGGGUAAACUAUAAAAACAAAGAACAUAUCUACCUCUACGUACGUGUAUUAUAUACUUUUAAACGUUUUGAUCAUUUUUACAGAAUGUUAGUAGUCAUAAUAUUUGGGCUUUUGUUGGAUUCAACCGGAUAUUACGGUGCAUUGUUAUACACAGGCACUACUUUAGUAUUCUUUUUGGUGAGAGCCUUGAAAUUUGAUAUCUCUGGAAGAGAAAGGAGAAGUUCGUUAUACGUUUUAUUCGUUAUCGCUCUCUCCCAGCCAGUCUUUACUUGGUGGCUUACAAGACAUUUAGUUUAAAAAAUGUAUUGGCUUAUUUAUAUAUGUUUCUUUCCCGUGUAUAAAUAUAAUGAAUAAAGAAAAAGAAAUAUCGAUCCUUUUAAAUAUAAGAAUUUAAGAAAGCGUGGCAAUAAAUAAAUGAUAUUCUUAAUAUAAAGAGGAAAGAAGUCAAGAAACAAUACAAAGUAUCCUAUAGAUGUCGCUUAAUAAACUAUAAAUAUUUUAUUUAUCAUUUUUCUUGUAUAUAGUUUAAUUAUGUUUCCUUAAGAUAUUCAUAGCUAACGAUGUAUUCAUUCAUUUUCAAGCAUUUGUGUGAAAAAUUUGCAUAAUAUACUACAACAUUUACAUUGAAAAAAAAAGAUAAACAAAUAUAAAUUUAUACAUGUAUCAUUUUUUUUGUCGCUGCUGAUAUUUUUCAGUGUUUUUUCUAUUAAAAAAGAUGAAACUAACAAAAAUAAUGAUCAAAAUAAGUACAAAUGUACAAUUUACAAUGUACUUUUUUUUUAUAUGUUAU